Molecule: messenger RNA, 1653 nt
Organism: Penicillium antarcticum
Lineage: Eukaryota; Fungi; Ascomycota; Eurotiomycetes; Eurotiales; Aspergillaceae
Product: putative amino acid transporter
Exons: 3
Coding region: 1-1653 (550 amino acids)
Biological process (GO): amino acid transmembrane transport
Cellular component (GO): membrane
Molecular function (GO): amino acid transmembrane transporter activity
Source: RefSeq, a predicted model, not a curated record
AUGAUGUCGGACCCAUCACUUCAAAAGCCUGGUUCCGAAACCAAAGGCCUUCCAAGCAAAAGCCCCGAGGAUACAAUCAUAGGAGAGGUCUAUGAGGUGGUUGACCAUGGCGCGGAUUCUGGGCUCAAACGCCAGCUGGGAUCCCGACACAUCAGUAUGAUCGGGCUCGCCUCAUCCAUUGGCAUGGGUCUUUGGCUGGGAUCGGGAACCUCGUUGAAGAAUGCUGGCCCAGCUGGUAUCUUCCUGGGCUACCUCCUGUCGGGAACCAUUAUUUGGAGUGUCAGUCAUAGUAUUGGAGAAAUGGCGAUUAUGUAUCCUCUUCCUAGUGCCUUUGUGCAAUGGACUAAUACUUUUGUCGACGAAUCCGCCGGCUUUGCACUGGGAUGGGCAUACUGGUUUUCUUAUUGGAUCACCAUCGCAAACGAGGUACAAGGAGCAAUCACUGUUCUCGGUUUUUGGACGAGCGCUGUCCCCACUGCCGCAUUAAUCACUAUUUUCUGGCUCGUUAUCGUCCUGAUGAAUGUUGGAGCAGUCAAAUGGUUUGCAGAGAUCGAAGUCGUGGCUGCCGCAAUCAAGUUUGGAUUCAUCUUUGUUGUGAUCAUCUCCGGAAUUGUUCUUUCCGCAGGUGGAGGGCCUUUGGGAGGCUAUCCAGCAAGACCGCACGGUACAGUUGGCUUCCAGUUUUGGAACGAGAUGGCUUUCAUAAACGGCUUCAAGGGAUUCAUCUCAGUCAUGCCGACUUGUAUCUUCGCCCUAUCUGGAUCCGAGAAUGCCGGACUUGUUGCAGCAGAGACUAGCAAUCCUCGCCGAUCCGUUCCAAAAGCUGUCAAGUCUAUGUGGGUGCGGUUAAGUUUGUUCUACAUUCUAGGAAGCUUGAUCGUCACUAUAAACGUUAGCCCGAAGGACGAAAAUCUCUUUGGUGGCUCUGGUACCAAUGCCAGUCCCUUUGUUAUCAUGUACAGGAACGCUGGCGUGACUCCACUGGCUCACAUCAUGAACGCUGUCAUUCUGGUGUCAGUUCUGUCGACCGGUGGGAUCUCUGGAUAUGCGGGGUCCAGAGUGCUGGUUGGUCUCUCACAGCUCAGAAUGGGCCCAGAGGUCUUACAGAGGACCGAUAGUUGGGGUCGUCCCUGGUGGGGCCUUGCACCUACCCUCAUUAUCGGAGGAGGUCUGGCCUACUUGAACGUCAGCAAUAGCGGUGCUACCGUAUUUGGUUGGUUCUCCAACCUGACCUCUCUCUUUACCCUCUUCGGAUGGGGCAUGAUCUGCCUGUCUCAUAUUCGUAUGCGGGCUGCGUGGAAGGCCCAAGGGCGCACCGUCGAAGAACUUCCAUGGAAGUCAUGGGCCUUCCCCUGGGCUGCAUAUUGGGGGCUUUUCUGGUGCGUAGCUCUGAUCAUCAUUGAGUUCUACCUGGCUGUGUCUCCGUUAGGAGAUUCACCCAGUGCCAAGAACUUCUUCGCCAACUACCUCUCUGUGGUAGCUAUUGUCGUUCUCUAUAUUGGUGCAAAGAUUUACUACCGCGGCAGAAGAUGGAAGGCCCUUGAAGAUAUCAAUCUUGAUUCUUCAAGAAGAUUCUAUGCCCCACGAGACGAGGAGGGGUCUGCUAAGAAGAGCUUUGCCAGGAAGUGGUUCAAACUUCCAACUAAGAAUUAG